CAUGGCAGCCUUUCACCGUUGGUGUGAAUGGGUGAAUGAGAGUAAUCGAUUGUAAAGCGCUAUAUAAAUGCACUCCAUUUACCUGAUAGUAAGAUAAUCACUGACCAAUAUGCUUUCUUUGAAUUUCCAGCAUAGCUUGUUCUCAAUUCAACUUGAAUUGGUGUUACAACAUGAUCAUUUUUGAGGGUAAAGCUUCAACCUAAACAUAGCCUCCUUGUGGCUCUGCCUCUGCGUUACUGACCUUCACCUGUAAUAAUAAUCUUACAGCAUCCAGCAGAUGGCAGUGUCACAACGCAUAACCACAAAUUCCCAUUCCUCUUUAAAGACUAAACAUGUCGGAGAACAUAAGGCAAAAUUUUAAAUCCAGCUCUUGGCCUUUCAUGAUUCAAUCCAAAAGAAAUGAUUUAUUAUUAUUAUUAUUAUUAUUAUUAUGUUGUUGCGUAAACACUCUGCAAACCCAUAUUAUACAAAUUUUAGAAACCCCUUAAAAACAGUCUUAUUAAGUUUAUUUAGACUCCAUUGUUUAGGUCCCCACAAUCUCCAUGGCAUUACCUGAUUUUUGACAGCACUGUAUGGCAGGUAUUUCGAGGUUGGUGAGACUAUCAGUCUAUUUAUUUCAAUGGACAACAAGUGACUUCAUUGGAUCAACCAAAUCAAAAACAAAUAUAAGGCCCUUAGCUGGUCAAAUUGUAGCUUAAGUCUGCCAUUGUUGUGCCAGACUAAAGAAGGUAUUGUAGAAGAAGUGUUUCAACAUAAACUGCAAAAAAAAUAAAUAAAUAAAUAAAUAAAUAGUUAGAACAUUAAUGAUAAUUAAAGCCAGCUGUUCACUUUAACUUUAAGGGGAUCAAGAGGAGAAUAGUCUUAAAUAAUAGUUUCUUAAUAGUUCAUUAAAAUAAAAUAAAAAUGUAGCUGUCAAUAUAUAAUGAACUGUGGUGCUUUUAAUAUAAAAUGAAAGACUGAAAAUAUUUGUAACUGGUACAAAGUAAUCCAAUUCUCAUUUUAUAUUUUUUUGGAAAUUGUUCUUAUAAAGACUAAUGAUUAAACCAAGACAUUCCUGUUAAUGAACUGGAUUUAAAAAUGCUAUAAAUUAAUACACCGUGUGUAGAUCUUUUAUGCAUACAGUCCUUUUAUUUACAAACAGCUGAGGCAUAUAUAUUAUACAUUAUACAAAAUACUGAAGAAUGCUAGAAUUGACUUUGAUGCCCAUUUUUUGUUAAGUAUUUGCAGCAUCUUAUAUUCAUAAUGUUGCAGUAUACAUACAUUGUAGUUUAAAAUGAAAACUGUCUAAUUAGACAUAGGUCAACAUGAGCAAUUAUUAAAUGUUCUGGGAUGUGUAGAGUUGUGAAAACACCUGUUAAUUUAUUGGCUCAUUCAUUUUCGUGUUUCUGCCAGGAAACAGACUCAAACAAGAACAGCAGGAACAAUGUAUGUUUUUUACCGUACAUUUUGAAAACGUCACCCAUGUUACAGGAAUGUUGCUUGCCCUGUGCAUAUAAAUACAGGAGUCAAGAGCAGAGAAUUGCACCUUUGAGAUCUUGUCGUUUACAUCUCUGCAUUACUGAGCAGGUCUUGGGAACAGUUGCUGAACAGUUCUAGGCUAUUCCAAAAUGAUCUACAUCUUGAUUUUCAGUCUUUGCUGUCUCACAGCUCGGGCUCUGUACCUUCCCCUGGAUUACUCACCGGCUGUAGGCAGGGGUUCUGGGAAUUCUUUCACAUCUUCUGGGGAAGACCGUAUCACUGGAGUCCGAGUGUGGGAGACCAGCGGAAGCCACAUCAGAGGAUUACAGCUCAAAUAUGACUACACCUGGACACCUGUUUUUGGUCGGAGUCUCAACGAGCAACAGGAGAUGUUGCUAUUUGAUGAUGAGGCCAUUGUGCAGAUCUCAGGGAAAUACAAUCCUGGAAACUAUGUCUAUCAACUGAUGUUCGUCACAAACAGAGGACGCUUUCUCAUCGCUGGCCAGCCCAUUGGCACAUCUUUCAACUUCUAUCCCAAUCAUAGGCAGGGUGAGCUGCGACUGAUCAGCGGGAGGAGCGAUUCUAAUGGCAUCACCUCCAUUGCUGCACUCUGGGCAACAGCCUACCCUGUAGCACCAAACGUCCCACCCAGCAGAAAUGAAUCCAUGUUGGCACUUUCAUAAUCGUUUCAAAUCCAUCGUUCAUUAUGUUUACCAUUUAUGAAAUAGGUAUGUUGCUUUCCUUUCUCGAUGUAGCUGCUUUGCUUCGAUUAGCCUAGAAAUGUCACAUACAGUACCACUGCUACCCGAUCGCAAGGAAUGUGUGAAUGCAGAGUGCACAAAACAAAUUAUGUGUUUUCACAUCAUAUAUUUACAACCUCUAUUGAUUGAUCUUGACUUAACAUUUAAAAUAUGUGUCAACCAGUCAGUCCAGUUCAAGUUAAAUGACUGGGGAUGAGUAGUGAGACCAUUGUUUUAUUCCAUUUUACCUUUUAAAUACAUACGCUCUUACCCAGAGGAACACAAACACAAGUGUAAAGAUAAAGAAUUAAAGCGUGGUUAUUCCCCAGAGGGCGAAAGCACAGUCCUAACAGAGACAGCAAAGUGCAAGCAGUGCAGACUCAAUUGACAACUUUAGAACUACCCUAUUGAACAUCAAACUAAGUUACACAAACAAGAACCAAACAACUUGACUGACAACUAAAUUGCAUUACAUGAAAAAUAGCAAAGGGCUCAUUACAAAAAAGAGAAAGACAAGAAAAAGGAGCUUUAUCUAGUCAGGUGUUAGGGAUAUGUAAACGUGAUAGAAAAAGGCAGGGUGACGGAAUCAAGGUGCAGUGUUAAGAAGUGGGUCUUUAGUCUGUGUCAGAAGAUGGCCAAAAUCUCAGCUGUUCUGAUUGCCCAUGGAAACUGCAGUAUAUUGAUGAUGAUGGUGGAGAUUGAAUGGUGGAGAAAAAUCACCCUGAUUUAUCCAGGGACAUUGCAGUGCCUUUCUUGUGCAAAUAAUUUGUUAAUGCCCAGCUUGGAUUUACACAUUCAAUCAGAAAUCAAAAAUUUGUGAGAUGAUUGACAGAAACUUUUUAUGGUUGUAGUACAUGACUAGUUUCAAUAACAUCUGUAACUGAUGCCAAUUUGAUAAUUUACAGUACAUCAGCAAGGCAAACUUUUAAAUCAGUUGUGAUGGUGUUUCCUUGAAGAACAAAUAAAAUAUGGAAAAUGUAAUUAUCUAUGCCAUCGAUUGGUUCAUCAGUAACUACAUGAUAUGUUCAGUUGUUUGAUUAAUUUUCUCAUUUGUUAUUUUUUGUAAAGCAGCAAUCUGCAGGAUAUACUGUACUGUAGCCAUGUAGCUGAUGAAAUUGCCAUUUCUUACAUUUGUUUAAGAUUAUCCUCUUUUUCCAGUGUAAUAUAUACAUUUAUGUACACACUUCAUUUAUUUUAUAACAGGCUGUCUUUUCCCCUGCUGACAGAUGAUUCCCCCUUGGUGUUGAUCUCAUAUCUUGACUGGUGUUUGUUUGUUUUUAAUUGUCUAUUGUUUUUUUUUACUUUCUUUGUAUACUUUAUUGUUGCAUUGAAAGUUGUCCAAAAAUAAAUUAAAUCUCUAUUAGG
Molecule: messenger RNA, 3563 nt
Organism: Anguilla anguilla (European eel)
Lineage: Eukaryota; Metazoa; Chordata; Actinopteri; Anguilliformes; Anguillidae
Product: zymogen granule membrane protein 16-like
Exons: 5
Coding region: 1608-2141 (177 amino acids)
Source: RefSeq, a predicted model, not a curated record